CUCUCCACCCGUGCCCGACCGAGACCGUUUUGCCGUUGCAGGCGACUCAUCCCAUUCCAGCCGCCGCCGCCCGCCGCCCUCCCGCCGCCUAACAAUGGCCGAGACGGUGGACUUCGCGAGCAGCGACGCGGCGGCCUGGCGUGCUGCGUUGGACGCGUACGACAGCCGGCUCGCGUCCCUGGACAAGCCAGACCUCCUAGAGGCGGACUCCUUUUACCGCCACGACCUCCCCCUUCUGCUGCACCGCCGCGACCCGGACCCCUUCCUCGCCAAGCCCGAGCUGGUGCAGCUCCUCCAGUGGAAGCUCUCGCGGGGCAAGUGGAGGCCGAGGCUGAUGGAUUUCGUCAAAAGCUUGGAUGAUUCGGUUGUAGAAUCAGCAUCCCGCAAGGCAUUUGCAGCGCUGCCCGACCUCAGCAAGGCCAUCACAGAGCUCACUGUGCUCAAGGGCGUCGGCCCGGCCACUGCAUCCGCGGUGCUCGCUGCCUAUGCGCCUGAUGUUGCGCCGUUCAUGUCAGACGAAGCGAUGGUGGCGGCCUUGGGCAAUACAAAGGAGUACACUCUGAAGCAGUACCUUGCACUCGCAGAGAAGUUACAGACUAAGGCAGAGGAGUUGAGCGUGGGAGAAGAAAGUUUCACUCCUUCAGAUGUUGAGAGAGCGUUGUGGAGCUCGACAGUCGCCUCCAAGUCACGGAAGGUACCAGCAAGUGGCAAGAGAAAACGAUGAAUUUGUGCCAAACUGUUGUACUAGAGCUAGAAACCUAGAUGAUUUGCUGGUGGUAGGCCUUUGAUCGAUCGUGUAGAUUGUAUGUCAUGUGCUUGAUGCCUUUGGAUCAGCCAAAAAGAAUGUGAAUGGUGCGCCUCCUGAGCUUAAACAGCUGAUGCACUUUGUAAUUUUCAGUGGAUGACCUGGUGUAUUCUUCUGUCCUAACAGGUAGUAGCAGCCUAUAAAAUUCUUAACAAAUCUGUAGAACUUUAUGCAGAUUAUUUAAGCCUAACUGCAGUUA
This is a messenger RNA of Brachypodium distachyon (stiff brome), 1004 nucleotides long. RefSeq lists its product as uncharacterized. Bases 95 to 724 code for a protein of 209 amino acids. The record is from RefSeq and is a predicted model, not a curated record. NCBI's taxonomy places the organism in Eukaryota, Viridiplantae, Streptophyta, Magnoliopsida, Poales, Poaceae. The transcript is spliced from 4 exons.